UUUUACUUCCAUCCAUAUUCCGAACCCCUUAUGAUAUUCUAAUUUUGGAGAUGUGUCUUUUAAGAGCAUAUUAAUUUUUUGCUUGCCCUAAAGGUCAGGACUGCUUAAUCCCACUUUGCGACCCCCUGCAGUGAAAUGAAUGAGCUUUGGCAGGAAAGAAAACCAAAUAUAUACCUUGCAGGGUUUGCUAAAGACAGCAGACAACUGAAAGAAGCUUUCCUCUUACAACAAAAGAGUAAAACCAUGAAGUCCUUGGUGCUGUGGCUAUUGAUUUUGGCAACGUCAAUGCAAGUAAUCUAUAGUCAGCACUGGUCAUAUGGAUUGAACCCUGGAGGAAAAAGAGAGCUGCUCCUUUUAGACAAGCAAACCAAUGUACCGGUGAUUGAUGGCUUUCGGCAAGUGGAAAAGCCUUGCAGAGUUGUGGCAUGUGGACAUUUGUCACUUUUUGCCAAAAUAUGCAGGAUGAACGAAUUUCAUGGAAAUGCUGCUGGUAAGCAAUCUGGACGAAGAACCUUUUAAAACAAAUGAAUGUGGUUGAACAAUAAAUGUUCAUAUUUACAUGUGCACAGUAAUUUGUGUGUCUGUGUG
Molecule: messenger RNA, 588 nt
Organism: Syngnathus acus (greater pipefish)
Lineage: Eukaryota; Metazoa; Chordata; Actinopteri; Syngnathiformes; Syngnathidae
Product: progonadoliberin-1-like
Exons: 4
Coding region: 136-519 (127 amino acids)
Biological process (GO): multicellular organism development
Cellular component (GO): extracellular region
Molecular function (GO): hormone activity
Source: RefSeq, a predicted model, not a curated record